Messenger RNA from Hirundo rustica (Barn swallow), 1246 nucleotides. It is a transcript of the gene SARNP, whose product is annotated as SAP domain containing ribonucleoprotein. Bases 81 to 704 code for a protein of 207 amino acids. Gene Ontology annotation, biological process: poly(A)+ mRNA export from nucleus. The record is from RefSeq and is a predicted model, not a curated record. NCBI's taxonomy places the organism in Eukaryota, Metazoa, Chordata, Aves, Passeriformes, Hirundinidae. The transcript has 12 exons. Gene Ontology annotation, cellular component: nucleus.
UUGGGCGGGACGACGGAGGACGCGCGGCGCUGAUUGGUCGGACCUGCGUGGUGGGCGGGGUCGGUGUCGGGGCUGACAAGAUGGCGGCGGAGCCGGUGGAGCUGCACAAGCUGAAGCUGGUCGAGCUGAAGCAGGAGUGCCUGGCCCGGGGGCUGGAAGCCAAAGGCAACAAGCAGGACCUGAUCCAUCGGCUCCAGGCCUACCUGGAGGAGCACGCUGAAGAAGAGCCCAACGAGGAGGACGUGCUGGGAGAGGAGAUCGAGGAGGAGGAGCCAAAGGCACCGGAGCCGCCCGUGAAGGUGGAGGAGGCGCCGGUGAAGUCGCCUGACGUAAUCCAGGAGAAGAAGGUGGUGAAAAUCUCCUCGGAAAUCUCCCAGAUGGAGAGGAUGCAGAAAAGGGCCGAGAGGUUCAACGUCCCCGUCAGCCUGGAGAGCAAAAAGGCAGCGAGGGCGGCGCGGUUCGGAUUGGCCACAAUUCCCACAAAAGGGCUCUCAGCAGACUCCAAACCCACGAUAAACUUGGAGAAGCUCAAGGAAAGGGCCCAGAGGUUCGGCCUCAAUGUCUCCUCCCUUUCCAAGAAGAGUGAGGAGGAUGAGAAGCUGAAGAAGAGGAAGGAAAGGUUUGGGAUCGUCACCGGAGCCGGAGCUGCCGAGGAUUCCGAGGCAAAGAAGCGGAAAAGGGCGGAAAGGUUCGGGAUCGUCUGAGCCCCUCCGGAGCUCCACACUGUCCUCAGGUGGGCGUUGCCUGAACCCUUCCUCUGUUGAAGACCUGAGCUCCCAGGAUUUGGAAUUCCCAGCGGGAAUUUUGGGAACCUCAUCCCGGAGUGUUGGGAGCAGCGGGGCCGGGGCCAUUCCCGGAAUUCUGGGGUCAUUCCCGGGCCAAGAGAAAAUUCUAUUUUUUUGGGAAUUCUCCUCCUUUUCCGUGAGCAUUUCCCUCCCACCUGUGGGAACCUCAGAGACACCGGGCAAUUCCCAGGAUGCUUCUUCUCACCCUGAAAAUCCUCAGGAUCCCUGGACAUCCUCUGGAUCCAGGGCCAUCCCCGUGUCCCAGUGCCUCCCUGGCUCCUUGCUCAUUCCCGUGUUUUCCUGUUUUUCCCAGUUUUUUCCCCAGUUUUUAUCGUGGCAUUCCAGCCGCUGCCAGGUUUUGUAUUCCUGGGGUUUUUUUCUAUUUUCCCGGUUUUUCCCUCGGAAGGGUUUGGCGCUGCUUCUCAUCCCAGAUUUCCCAAUAAAAAACUUCCCUUUUCCAA